AUGGAAGAUAAGUUCUCACGCAAGUCACGUGUGGACGUUGAAUUCGAUUUCAAUAAACUUCGUCUCGACGAAACCAACACUAAUAAUAAUAAAAAUGAGUAUGACAACUACGACUUGCUUAUAAAACGUUCUCUAAGAAGAGAGAGCGCUGCUAUUUUCAAUACAUUUACUGAUGAGAUUCCUGAUACUUUAAAUUUCUUGAAUGACACAUUGGAUAUCAACGAUGCUGUUGACAACGAAGAAUACGAAAAUGAAAUUCGACGCGACGAUGUUGAACCUCUGAAUGUUGUGGUGUCUCCUUUAAAUACAGAAAUUCGAAAUUCACCAGCGAUGAUGAUAAAUCAUGCGCAAAAAAAGUUUCCUUCAUUAUAUUCAGUUGAAUUUUCUUUAAAAAAUCCAACCGAUAAAUUUACAAAUACAGUGACAAAUAUUACAAAUAACAAACCAAAGCUAUCAUCAUCAUUAUCGUUAUCGACAACACCUACUGAACCUCCAAAAUUCACCACGCCAUCAGAUGAAAAUAAGCCACCACAUUUAAAGACAGAAAAUUCAUCUAUUCUGCAGCUAGAAGAACAAGCUAAAGAAGCUCUCAAACAAUGGAAAGAAAUCGUCGUGUUCGAUCAAGACACGCCGCCUGUUUGCUUGACUCCAACUUCUAAUAAAUCAUUCAGGGACCAGUAUUUCGAAAUGCCGGAUUUCAAGUCACCAGAUCAAGUAGUUCGCUCAAUUCAUCGAUUGUUGCUUGGUCCUUUAGAAGUUGAUGACAAUAAUAAAGACGUGUCAAUACAAAAAUAUAAUGGUGAUUCUGAAAAUCAGAUAUUGUCAUCAGUACCAAGGAGUACUAAUAAUAGUACAAGGAACUCGCAAUAUUCUUCGACUAAAUCUUUUCUAUCGCGUGAGAUUAAAAAAAACAAUAAGAUUGAUCUGGAAGCAGAAAAGUUCUUCUUGAGCCGAACUACCACCAACACGAAUAACAACGUCAAUAAUAAUAGUAAUACAAAUGGCUUGUCGACAUUUUCGUCGCCUUAUUCAAAAAGAACAUUUGAUAAUAAUAAAAUCAAUAAUCUUCAGCAAAAUCAAGCAGCUCGCGAUGGUCAAAAUAAGUCAAUGUUAAUGCCGCGAGGAAUGAUUGCAAAACUAUCGACUCCUAAAUCUGUUGUAUCAUCGGCAGAAAAAAAGCAAAUCCCGAAGCCUCGAACUACAUCUACCUUUGCCUCACGUCUUGCUGCCAAACGAAAUGACCGGUUGAAUAUGGGACUAAAGCUUCUAGGGACGACAGGUCAAGACAGGAAUACCAUGAAAUGA
Molecule: messenger RNA, 1305 nt
Organism: Ambispora gerdemannii
Lineage: Eukaryota; Fungi; Glomeromycota; Glomeromycetes; Archaeosporales; Ambisporaceae
Source: the annotation of a GenBank genome assembly